Messenger RNA from Malania oleifera, 2377 nucleotides. RefSeq names its product pentatricopeptide repeat-containing protein CRR2, chloroplastic-like. The record is from RefSeq and is a predicted model, not a curated record. The coding region runs from base 234 to 2222 and encodes 662 amino acids. Gene Ontology annotation, molecular function: RNA binding; zinc ion binding; protein binding. Lineage: Eukaryota; Viridiplantae; Streptophyta; Magnoliopsida; Santalales; Ximeniaceae. The transcript has a single exon. Gene Ontology annotation, biological process: RNA modification.
UGUCAUACGGCCGGCGUGGCACAGUAGCUGUAUCGAACAUAGACUGCAUCAUAAAUCUAUCCGUUAUGCAAUCUUAACCCACUAGAAAACACCAUUGGAGAUGUUUCCGAAGCUUCGUUGUGUUGGAAGGCAUCAAACCAAGCGAAAUGCCAUCUCACGAUCUAACAAGAACGCAGUCGGAUUGCAGAGCUAGCAGUUCGUUGAGUUUUUAAAGACCCAGAAAAAAAAUUGUGAUGUGGGCGUUUCGGAGUCCCCAAAGCCUCCCGCAUCCUCCCCACCGCCAACCACAUGUCUCUCCAAAACUACACAGCUCCGUCGCCUUCCGCCUUUCUACAACCUCUCUUGCCGCCGCCGCCCUCACCGCUACAGCCCCCACCAUCACCAUCAAUGAUAAUAAUUCGUUAAUUCAGUCUCUGUGCAAACAAGGCAACUUCAAAGGAGCCCUUCAACUCCUCUCUCGCGAGCCCAAACCAACCCAACACACCUUCGAGCUCUUAAUCCUCUCUUGCAUACAUCGGAACUCUCUCUCCGACGGCUUAACCGUUCACCGUCGCCUUCUCGAUUAUGGGUUCGAUCAAGACCCAUUUUUGGUCACCAAACUCAUCAACAUGUAUUCGGAAUUGGAUUCCAUUGAUAGUGCGCGCAAGGUGUUCGACAGAACUCGUAAGAGAACUAUUUUUGUAUGGAAUGCGCUCUUCAGAGCUCUGAGCUUGGCAGGUCAUGGUGAAGAUGCAUUGAGGCUGUACCGUCGGAUGAAUAAAAUUGGAAUUCCCUCUGAUCGGUUCACUUAUACGUAUCUUCUUAAGGCUUGUGUUGCCUCAAAGUCUUCGAGAUCAUUCCUUCGGAAGGGAAAGGAAAUUCAUGCACAUAUUUUGCGACAUGGGUUUGAAGCAUGCGUGCAUAUUAUGACUACAUUGGUGGAUAUGUAUGCGAGAUUCAGGUGUGUCUCAUAUGCCAGUUGUGUAUUUGAUGAUAUGCCUGUGAAAAAUGUGGUUUCAUGGAGUGCCAUGAUUGCUUGCUACGCAAUGAAUGGAAAGCCGUUUGAAGCAUUGGAACUUUUUCGUGAAAUGGUGUUUGAGACUCAUGAUUCAUUUCCAAAUUCAGUGACAAUGGUUAGUGUGCUUCAAGCAUGUGCAGCUCUUGCUGCUUUAGAACAAGGGAGGCUGAUACAUGGUUAUAUUCUGAGAAGGGGCCUUGAUACUAUCCUGCCAGUUCUCAGCACGCUUGUGACAAUGUAUGCAAGAUGUGGUAAACUUGAACUGGGGCAUCGUAUUUUUGAUCGAAUGGAUAAGAGGGAUGUAAUUUCUUGGAAUUCUUUGAUGUCAAGUUAUGGAAUUCAUGGAUUUGGGGAGAAAGCAAUUGAAAUUUUUAAGGAUAUGAUCAACCAUGGAGUUUCACCGAGUCCUGUAUCAUUUGUUUGUGUGUUGGGAGCUUGCAGUCAUGCAGGGCUUGUUGAGGAAGGGAAGUUUUUGUUCGGGUCCAUGGUCAAAGAGCAUGGAAUUAAUCCUGGUGUGGAGCACUAUGCCUGCAUGGUAGAUCUUCUUGGUCGCGCCAAUUGUUUAGAUGAAGCAGCCAAGAUUAUAGAGGACAUGCAGAUUGAACCAGGGCCUAAGGUUUGGGGUUCUCUCCUUGGUUCAUGCAGGAUUCAUGGCAAUGUUGAGCUUGGAGAGAGAGCAAGCCAAAGGCUCUUUCAGCUUGAGCCCAGAAAUGCUGGGAAUUAUGCGCUUCUAGCUGAUAUUUAUGCAGCAGCUGAGAUGUGGGAUGAGGUAAAAAGAGUGAAAAAGCUUGUAGAAGCUCAGGGGCUGCAGAAAGUCUCUGGUUGCAGCUGGAUCGAAGUUAAAAGGAAAAUGUACUCAUUCGUGUCGGUUGAUGCGUUCAACCCACAGAUUGGACAGCUCCAUGCCUUCUUAAUUAAACUGUCUGCAGAGAUGAAAGAGGCAGGAUAUGCCCCAGAUACCAAAUUUGUUCGUUAUGACCUUGAUACAGAGAACAGAGAGAAAAUUGUUUUGGGUCACAGCGAAAAAUUAGCAGUUGCAUUUGGUCUCAUCAACACUAGUAAUGGGGAGACCAUCCGGAUCACGAAGAACUUGAGAUUAUGUGAAGACUGCCAUUCCGUUACCAAGUUCAUUUCCCAGUUUGCAAACAGAGAGAUUCUCGUUCGGGAUGUGAAUCGUUUUCACCACUUCCGGGAUGGGAAUUGUUCAUGCGGGGAUUAUUGGUAGUUGUACGCUGUAAAUUGAUCAUUUUUCCCCUAACUGUAAGAAAGGCAGCCCUCUUGAUACUUCAUAUCCGAUCUUUUAGAUGGACAGUGCAGGUGUCCAUUUUUUUCACUGUUCAAUAAAAAUUGUGUCCGCCUUUACGAGCAUUGGUCUAUAAA